AUGACAAAAAGCAGACGUACCUCGCUCGGAGGCAUUCAUCUCGUUGGCGGAGGGAUCACACGGAUACGACCGAGAGCGUUGUCAGUGGCGUCCAAAUGCCGCGGCCAGCGCUCGGCGGCACAUAAUGGGAAAUGGCGGAGAGCUCGUCAAAAGAAGAAUACAGGAGCCAAUUAUUUAUUUUUAUACAAUACACGUGAAUCAUAUUCAAGUCGUCACCUGUUGGCUUUAGUCGAAAGCAAUGCUAAUUGUACUCCGGCAGCUAUUUUGGAGUUUCCAUCCGAUGGUCUAACGAGAUUUCAGAGACAGCAUGGUUAUAUUCUAAUUCAUUGUGUACUGGCGAUAUACUGUUUCCUUCUGCUGGGCACCGUCUGCGAACAAUACUUCGUGCCGGCGAUCGAGAUAAUAUGCGAACGCUUAGACAUGGCAUCCGACGUAGCCGGAGCAACCUUCAUGGCGGCUGCCAGUUCAAGCCCAGAACUGUUCAUCAACUGCGUAGGCACGUUUGUGACGGAAGGAGAUUUAGGAGUUGGAGCAAUAGUGGGCUCCGCAGUGUUCAAUGUCCUCGCUGUGCCAGCAUGCUGCGCCUUGGUUGCUGGCAAAAUUAUUGAAUUGGACUGGUGGUCGGUAUCUCGCGACUGCAUGAUGUACGCAGUAGCGGUAGUGGCCUUGAUACUAACGCUGCUUGACGACAAGGUCUUCUGGUACGAAGCACUUCUACUCGUACUGAUGUACACUUUUUAUAUUCUCGCUAUGGUCUACAAUGGAAGUCUUGGUUCCUUCGCUAGAAGUGGCUGUUGCUAUUUCAAUAAACCCAAGAAAUACACUGAAAUAACUCCACUUUUACAUAAAGAGAAAAGUAACCCUUUGGAGGCCUCGCAACGCAUGACGCAUGUCAAUCAGAACAUCAAUGACUUAGAGAACGGAAUUGAGGUUACAAAACGACAUAAUUCAACUGAUUCCGAAUCAAGUUUAAGCUCUCUCUGGUCAUGGCCAGAUGAAAACACUACUGGCUCCCAAAAAAUCUUCUGGAUGGUGACGUGGCCGAUCAGUUUGAUGCUGUGGAUUACGAUACCAGACUGUCGUAAGCGCACCCGGCUUUAUCCUCUCACCUUCAUCAUGUGCGUUACUUGGAUAGGAGGAGUAUCUUAUUUGGUAGCGUGGAUUAUCACUAUUGUUGGUGACACUCUUAAUGUACCCGACAGUAUAACAGGACUAACAAUUUUAGCAGCAGGUACAAGCCUCCCGGAAGCAGUGUCCAGUGUUCUUGUAACAAAUCAAGGACACGGUAAUAUGGGUAUAAGCAACUCCAUAGGUUCCAACACCUUCGAUAUACUACUGUGUUUGGGGCUGCCUUGGCUUAUUAAGUCACUGUUCUAUCCGUCCUAUCCCGACAACCACUGGGUAAAGAUAAAUUCCAGCGGGUUAUCCUACAGCGCCAUCUCUCUCCUUUCCACGUUAUUAGCUCUAUACAGUUGUCUUGCUCUUAAUAAAUUUCAAUUAGACUGGAAAAUAGGAAUCACGUGUGCGUUCAUUUACGCCGGGUUUUUGUUAAUGGCUUCUUUGAUUGAGCUUAAUAUUCUUUUUGAUGUGAAUUUGCCAAUUUGUGCCCAUUUGUAA
Molecule: messenger RNA, 1617 nt
Organism: Danaus chrysippus (African queen)
Lineage: Eukaryota; Metazoa; Arthropoda; Insecta; Lepidoptera; Nymphalidae
Source: the annotation of a GenBank genome assembly